ACCCUAAAAUGGCUUUGACGGAGGCGCUCUUUGUCAUUGUGAGCGUUCUGAGCGCUAUUUACCUGUGGUUCCAGCGCAAUCACAGUUAUUGGCAGCGCAAGGGUUUGCCCUUCAUGCCGCCCUCGCCCAUUAUUGGCAAUACUGCGUCCGUGUUCAAGCAAGAGAGCUCGUUCGGCAUGUACAUCUCGCAGGUGUACAGUGAGCCAAGGAUGCAGGAUGAGGCCGUUGUGGGCAUCUAUGUGAUUAACAAGCCAGCUCUGGUCAUACGUGAGCCAGAACUUAUUAAAUCCGUGCUAAUCAAGGACUUCAAUCGUUUCUCCAAUCGCUAUGCACGCUGCGAUCCACAUGGCGAUCCGCUGGGCUACAAUAAUCUGUUCUUUGUGCGCAACCCACAUUGGAAGCAGAUACGCAGUAAGCUGACGCCCGUUUUUACAAGCGGAAAGGUGAAGCAAAUGUAUCCACUAAUGGUGGAGAUAGCUGAAGAUCUGGAGUCACAUUUGGCCAGGCAUCGUCCAGCACAGGGUACCGAAUACAUUACCGAGGUCAAGGACAUAUGCGCAAGAUUCACCACGGAUUCAAUUGCUACCAUUGCAUUUGGAGUGCGCGCAAACAGCUUGGCAAAUCCUGAGGCCGAGUUUCGCAACCAAGGACGUAAGGUUCUCGGGGCCAGUCUAUCGCGCAGCAAGGAUUACUUUGUUGCCUUUUUUAUGCCCAAGUUGGUAUCAUUGCUUCGCAUUAAGUUCUUUACGGAGGAAUAUUCCAAUUUUAUUCGCAACACUAUCAACCAUGUGAUGUCGGAGCGGGAGGGCACGGCCACUGUGCGCAACGAUCUAAUUGAUGUCCUAGUUGGUUUACGCAAGGAGGCCGCCCUGGACCCCAGCAAGCCGCAUCUGGCCAACAACAAUGACUUUUUGGUUGCUCAAGCAGGUGUUUUCUUCACGGCUGGAUUUGAAACCAGUUCGUCUACUAUGGCGUUUGGUCUGCUGGAGCUGGCCAAGCAGCCGGAACUGCAGGAGCGUCUGCGUCAGGAAAUCAAUGAAGCUUUAGUGGAGGAGGGAGGCAAGUUGAGCUAUGAGAAAAUCAAUUCACUGGAAUACCUAGCCAUGGUGGUCGAUGAGGUGUUGCGUCUGUAUCCAGUGCUGCCUUUUCUGGAUCGCGAAUAUCAGAGUAUUCAAGGCCUGCCGGAUCUGUCGCUGAAACCCUACUAUGAUUAUAAGAUGGAGAACGGCACGCCUGUUUUUAUCCCUGUCUAUGGACUACAGCGUGACCCUAAGUACUGGCCAAACCCGAAUCACUUUGAUCCCGAACGCUUCUCACCGGAGAAUCGAAAAUCAAUUGAGCCGAUGGCCUAUCAACCCUUUGGUCUCGGCCCGCACAACUGCAUUGGAAGUCGCAUUGGCCUGCUCCAGUCCAAACUGGGUCUGGUGCACAUCCUGAAGAAUCAUUAUGUGCGCUGCUGCUCGCAGACUCCCAAGGAUAUUCAAUUUGAUGCCAAGACUAUUGUUUUGCAGCUGGAUAAGGAAAUGUUCCUUGAGAUUGUUAACGAUAGACUUUAUGAUGAAAAGGCUGUCAAACGUGCACUCAGCAAAUUUUUUGCAAGUGCUAUUCUGAACUCGCUAAUUGUCGGUACCUAUAAUCACGCAAGGAAUUUUGCGAAUUAUAAAAAUCUUUUAGACCCUAAAAUGGCUUUGACGGAGGCGCUCUUUGUCAUUGUGAGCGUUCUAAGCGCUAUUUACCUGUGGUUCCAGCGCAAUCACAGUUAUUGGCAGCGCAAGGGUUUGCCCUUCAUGCCGCCCUCGCCCAUUAUUGGCAAUACUGCGUCCGUGUUCAAGCAAGAGAGCUCGUUCGGCAUGUACAUCUCGCAGGUGUACAGUGAGCCAAGGAUGCAGGAUGAGGCCGUUGUGGGCAUCUAUGUGAUUAACAAGCCAGCUCUGGUCAUACGUGAGCCAGAACUUAUUAAAUCCGUGCUAAUCAAGGACUUCAAUCGUUUCUCCAAUCGCUAUGCACGCUGCGAUCCACAUGGCGAUCCGCUGGGCUACAAUAAUCUGUUCUUUGUGCGCAACCCACAUUGGAAGCAGAUACGCAGUAAGCUGACGCCCGUUUUUACAAGCGGAAAGGUGAAGCAAAUGUAUCCACUAAUGGUGGAGAUAGCUGAAGAUCUGGAGUCACAUUUGGCCAGGCAUCGUCCAGCACAGGGUACCGAAUACAUUACCGAGGUCAAGGACAUAUGCGCAAGAUUCACCACGGAUUCAAUUGCUACCAUUGCAUUCGGAGUGCGCGUAAACAGCUUGGAAAAUCCGGAGGCUGAGUUUCGCUCCCAGGGACGCACGGUAGUUGAAGCAACUCUGUUGCGCAGCAAGGAUUACUUUGUAGCCUUCUUUUUGCCCAAGUUGGUGUCGCUAUUUCGGGUUAAAUUCUAUACGGAGAAAUAUUCCAAUUUUUUACGGAAGACCAUCAACCAUGUGAUGUCGGAGCGGGAGCGCACGGCCACUGUGCGCAACGAUCUAAUUGAUGUCCUAGUUGGUUUACGCAAGGAGGCCGCCCUGGACCCCAGCAAGCCGCAUCUGGCCAACAACAAUGACUUUUUGGUUGCUCAAGCAGGUGUUUUCUUCACGGCUGGGUUUGAGACCAGUUCGUCUACUAUGGCGUUUGGUCUGCUGGAGCUGGCCAAGCAGCCGGAACUGCAGGAGCGUCUGCGUCAGGAAAUCAAUGAAGCUUUAGUGGAGGAGGGAGGCAAGUUGAGCUAUGAGAAAAUCAAUUCACUGGAAUACCUAGCCAUGGUGGUCGAUGAGGUGUUGCGUCUGUAUCCAGUGCUGCCUUUUCUGGAUCGUGAAUAUCAGAGUAUUCAAGGCCUGCCGGAUCUGUCGCUGAAACCCUACUAUGAUUAUAAGAUGGAGAACGGCACGCCUGUUUUUAUCCCUGUCUAUGGAUUACAGCGUGAUCCCAAGUACUGGCCAAACCCGAAUCACUUUGAUCCCGAACGCUUCUCACCGGAGAAUCGAAAAUCAAUUGAGCCGAUGGCCUAUCAACCCUUUGGUCUCGGCCCGCACAACUGCAUUGGAAGUCGCAUUGGCCUGCUCCAGGCCAAACUGGGUCUGGUGCACAUCCUGAAGAAUCAUUAUGUGCGCUGCUGCUCGCAGACUCCCAAGGAUAUUCAAUUUGAUGCCAAGACCAUUGUUUUGCAGCUGGAUAAGGAAAUGUUCCUUGACAUUGUUAACGAUAGACUUUAUGACGAGAAGGCCAUCUGAUGUUACCUUUAAGAUUUUCAUAUAUACUUUGGUUGAUCCUUAUUGAAGAAAUUUCAUUAUAAUUUACUUUGUUAUAACUUUAUAUAUUUGAUUAAUUGUUUAAUAUCUUACAAUAAAUAUGCUCUACUUAA
Drosophila virilis is the source of this 3379-nucleotide messenger RNA. RefSeq names its product cytochrome P450 6g1. Gene Ontology annotation, biological process: insecticide catabolic process; response to DDT. NCBI's taxonomy places the organism in Eukaryota, Metazoa, Arthropoda, Insecta, Diptera, Drosophilidae. The record is from RefSeq and is a predicted model, not a curated record. Gene Ontology annotation, molecular function: monooxygenase activity; oxidoreductase activity, acting on paired donors, with incorporation or reduction of molecular oxygen; heme binding.